Messenger RNA from Morus notabilis, 1771 nucleotides. RefSeq names its product inositol-tetrakisphosphate 1-kinase 1. Lineage: Eukaryota; Viridiplantae; Streptophyta; Magnoliopsida; Rosales; Moraceae. The record is from RefSeq and is a predicted model, not a curated record. The coding region runs from base 251 to 1357 and encodes 368 amino acids. The transcript has a single exon. Gene Ontology annotation, biological process: inositol trisphosphate metabolic process. Gene Ontology annotation, cellular component: cytoplasm. Gene Ontology annotation, molecular function: inositol-1,3,4-trisphosphate 6-kinase activity; ATP binding; magnesium ion binding.
CCGUCUUUCUCUCUCUUCAUUUCUUCCCUCUCCCUCUGAGAAUAUCGAUUUCUACGAAGCUCAAGAAAAACCAGUGAAUUAGGGCAAUGGGAUUUUGAAUUUUUCGUACUUGAUUCGUGAGAUUCUUGCGAGCGUGAAUGUUCGAAUCGGUUUGUGGUUCGUUGCCAUAUGAGCGUUUUGGUGGAUUCUUGUCGGAUUCGAGAGGAGAGGGCUUGGUUUUCGGGGCGGCAUAUUCACAUCAUCGUCAUCAAUGGCGGAGCGGAGAUUCGGCGUGGGCUACGCGCUGGCUCCGAAGAAGCAGCAGAGCUUCAUUCAGGACUCGCUGGUGAGUCUGGCGCGGUCCCGCGGAAUCGAUCUCGUCCGAAUCGAGAGGGAGAUUCCGCUGGCGGAUCAGGGGCCGUUCGAUUGCGUCCUCCACAAGCUCUACGGAGACGAUUGGCGCCGCCAAUUGGAGGAUUUUAGGGCUAAGAACCCUAAUGCGGUGAUAAUCGACUACCCGGAGGCGAUCGAGCGGCUCCACAACCGGAUUUCGAUGCUCCAGGUGGUUUCCGAGCUGAAGAUCGAGGACCGGAGCGAGACGUUCGGGAUUCCGAAACAGAUUGUGAUUUACGACAAGGAGACCCUCUUUGAUCGGCCGGCGUGGGAGGGGUUGAAGUUUCCGGUAAUAGCGAAGCCGCUCGUCGCCGACGGGAGCGCAAAGUCGCACAAGAUGGCGCUCAUCUUCAACCACGACGGCCUCAGCAACUUGAAGCCGCCGAUUGUGCUCCAAGAGUUUGUUAACCAUGGCGGCGUGAUCUUCAAGGUCUACGUAGUCGGGGAGUACGUCAAGUGCGUUAAGCGAAAGUCGCUGCCUGAUGUGUCGGAGGAGGAGAAGCUUGGGAGCCUGGAGGGGUUGCUGUCUUUCUCGCAGGUGUCGAACCUCGCCACCAACGAGAGGACCGACGAUAAGUACUACAAGAAGAUGCAUUUGGAUGAGACCGAGAUGCCGCCGCAGAGCUUCCUCACCGACAUCGCGAGGGGGCUGCGGCGGGCGAUGAAGUUGAACCUGUUUAACUUCGACGUAAUCCGAGACGCGAGGUUCGGGAACCGGUACCUUAUAAUUGACAUAAAUUACUUCCCGGGGUAUGCGAAAAUGCCGGGUUAUGAGACUGUGUUGACGGAUUUCUUCUGUGAUAUAAUGGAAAAGAAGGAGAGAGAGGUCGAGAAGGGUUUGGAGGAGAAAGAUGGCGCGGAUAGCCGUGGCUGUGACAAGGAAAUGAGAAAGCUUGUAAGCAACGCUUAUUGCAGCGAUGGGGAUGACGGAGUUCUUCCAGUGUCACCUCUAAGCAGAGAGGAGGAGAAUCCCAUUCAAGUAUGAAACAGGACUUAGGGAGAACCCAUGAAAAUAUAGUUGAUUGCGUUUGAUUUGUCCGUUCUGUUAUUGGUGAUUUUGGGUCAUCGGAAGUUGCUUAAGCAGGUUGGCCUUUUCACCAAUUUGUGGGUCGGUGCGAGUUGCGCAUUUGGUUUUUAGAUAGCUGUUGAUACAGUGCUGAAAUGAGUUAGGCCCGUUCUUGAGUAGUUUAACCUCUUGACAGCAUUAGAUGGGGCUCUGGUGAUGAUGUAAAUUCUAUCCGCCUGUUGCUAUUGAGAUAGGUACUUCUCAAAUACUUUCAAGUUUUAAGGAAAGUCAAGUUGUAUUUCGAGGCUUAAAAGUCUUUCCUUGCUUAGAAAUUGUCCUAGUUUUUGCCGCUGGCACUUUUACUGAAUGGAUUUUGCGAUUUUGCCAAUGAUA